UUCCUUUUACUUUUCUUCAUCGUUUCAAACCCAUGCAUAUUCAACGUUAUUCAUCGGAAGCCAUAAAAAUGAUGAACUUCCACCGCAACUUUCUCGCUCUCCAAACACCAACCAAUCCCCCCAAUGCGACGAACAAAGCCUGCGAUGUUUUCAUCAACCAUCGAGGCAUCGACACCAAGAGAACGAUAGCGAGCUUGCUGUACGAUCGUCUCUCUCGGCUAGACCUUCAACCUUUCUUGGACAACAAGAACAUGAAACCCGGAGAUAAGUUGUUCGACAACAUCGAUAACGCCAUAAAGAAUUGUAAGGUCGGCGUCACGGUUUUCUCGCCGAAUUAUUGCAAGUCUUACUUUUGCCUCCAUGAAUUGGCUCUCUUCAUGGAGUCCGGAAAGAAGAUUAUUCCAAUCUUUUGCGACAUUAAGCCGUCGCAACUCGCCGUCGUCGACGACGGAAAAGUUCCGGCCAAAGACUUGCAGAGGUUCAAAUUCGCUCUGGAGGAGGCAAAAUAUACUGUUGGCCUCACCUUCGACUCUUUAAAAGGGAAUUUUUCCGAUGUGGUGACGAAUGCUUCCGAAAUUGUGAUGGAGAGCUUGAUGGAGAUGGAAAGCAGUGAUUAAGAGAUUGAAACAACACUCAAAUCACUCGUUGAUUCGAACUCAAAGAUCUGCACGUAAAUGAAAAUAACUAAAG
Hibiscus syriacus is the source of this 690-nucleotide messenger RNA. Its product is annotated as TIR-only protein-like. NCBI's taxonomy places the organism in Eukaryota, Viridiplantae, Streptophyta, Magnoliopsida, Malvales, Malvaceae. The transcript has 2 exons. The record is from RefSeq and is a predicted model, not a curated record. The coding region runs from base 33 to 617 and encodes 194 amino acids. Gene Ontology annotation, biological process: signal transduction.